Messenger RNA from Symbiodinium natans, 1293 nucleotides. NCBI's taxonomy places the organism in Eukaryota, Dinophyceae, Suessiales, Symbiodiniaceae. The record is from the annotation of a GenBank genome assembly.
AUGGGUUCCGAGAUCGACGACAAGAAGAGGCGCACGGAUGAUGGUCACCACGGCCACAGCCACGGCUACAGUGAUGCUCACAGGACGAGAUCGCGACUACCGGUCACGGUGCUGACGGGUUACCUCGGGGCAGGGAAGACAACGCUGCUAAACUACAUCUUGAGAGAGCAGAACGAUAAGAAGCUUGCCGUCAUCGAGAAUGAGAUCGGUGAGGUAAGCAUUGAUGAUGCCCUUGUUGAGAACAAGCAUCAGGACAUGGCCGAAGAGCUAGUUCUGCUCGACAACGGGUGUAUCUGCUGCACGGUACGUGGGGACUUGAUUCAAACGUUGCACAAGAUUGGGGCCAAAUACGUCUCCGGGGGUGCGCACUUGGAUGGAGUGUUGAUUGAGCUAACAGGCAUGGCUGAUCCCGCUCCAGUUGUUCAGACGUUCAUUGUGGAUGAUGACGUGAAGCGCUGCUUCUACGUGGACAACGUCGUGACGCUGGUGGAUGCUAAGCAUGCCAUCGAGAAGUUGGAUGAGAGCAAGGGCGACCCGGAGAAGGGCACAGCUUGUGCCCAGAUUGCAUUCUCAAGCACCGUGCUCCUGAACAAGAUCGACCUGGUGGAUGGGGCACACCUCGACAAAGUGAGGAUGCGCAUCAAGGAGCUCAACGCGGCCGCCGAGAUCAUCCCGUGCCAGCAGUCGCAGGCGCCCAUGGACAAGCUCUUCAACGUCGGAGCCUUCAACUUAGAGAAGGUCCUGGAUGAGCAGUACAUGGAUGAAGAGGAGUUCCGCCGGUUUUACCAGCCCAAGAUGGACCGCUCCGUCUCAAAUGUUGGCGUUCGCUGCGAGGGAGCGGUCAUGAUGUUUGCGUUCCAAAGGUUUCUGGAUCGAUACUUGAGCACAGAAGAGCAGGCCAAGGACUUCUUGCGCGUGAAGGCGGUUUUGAAUGUGGCAGGCUCCCAGGACAAGUUCGUGUUGCAAUGUGUCCACAUGCUGAGGAACCAGGGCUUCACGAAGCCCUGGGCUCCUGGGGAGAAGCGAGAGAAUCGCAUUAUCUUCAUUGGCCGAGCCAUGCAACCGAGGCGCCAGGAGCUGACCGAGGGUUUCAAGGCCUGCCUGGCGACGCAGCCGCUCCGCUUCCCCGUGAACACACCGAUCUUUGCCAAGGUUGGAGCAGGUGACAAUGACUGGAUGCGAGGUGUGGUCAUUGCCCACUGGAACGAAUGCAACGCCUACCGCCUGCGGCUGGAGGAUGGAGAUGAAGUUCACGCGCCUUUGGACCUGGACUUCUUCGUGAAGAAAGCAUGA